This is a messenger RNA of Musa acuminata subsp. malaccensis (wild Malaysian banana), 2621 nucleotides long. Lineage: Eukaryota; Viridiplantae; Streptophyta; Magnoliopsida; Zingiberales; Musaceae. The record is from RefSeq and is a predicted model, not a curated record.
AGCGAGCGCGUUUUUUAUCUCUCCUUCUGUUGAACAUUGUUUUCUGUAAGAAUUUUGUUGGGUUUUUUAUCUCCCUCUAGGGUUCUUGAGAUCCUAUCUCGGUCUCCUAUGCUCUCUGAUCUCUGCGAUACAGCUGAAGUAGUGGUUGGAUGGUGAUUAGGGAAAUGGCUGUUCUGUCGGUGGAGUCCUUCCCGCUGGGCUUCCGAUUCCGUCCAACGGACGUGGAGCUCGUGAAUCAUUACCUCAAGGGAAAGAUCACUGGCCGGAUCAAGUCCGAGGACGAGGUCAUCUCCGAGAUAGAUAUCUGCAAGUGCGAGCCGUGGGACCUUCCGGAUAUAUCAUUGAUCAAAUCGAGCGAUUCGGAGUGGUUCUUCUUCUCGCCGAAGGACCGGAAAUAUCCCAACGGCAACCGUUCCAACCGAGCUACGAAGGCUGGCUACUGGAAAGCCACAGGGAAGGAUCGGAUGAUCAGGUCCAUAUCUCGGGUUCCUACAAUCAUAGGCACUAAGAAGACCCUUGUAUUUUACCAAGGCCGUGCCCCCAGCGGCGUCCGCACUACUUGGGUCAUGCACGAGUACCGCACCACCGAGAAGGAGUUUGACUCAGGAGAGCAGGGUGGCUUCGUUCUCUGUCGUUUGUUCAAGAAGCCUGAAGAGAAGACCCAAAUUUCUGAUAUUGAUGAUUGCACGGAGGGAAAUGUUGGUGAGAUGGAGAGUGGUGACCCCUCUCCUGCUCCUGCUCCUGCUCCAGGCAUGCUUUCACCAGUUGAGAUGCAGCAAGGAGUAGAAGCAACAGUGGAAGUUGUUUCACCAUUGGAUCACAAGCUUCCGGGGUCAUAUUUGCAAGAAAAUUUACAGCCUUUGCCUCCGACCUCUGAUAUGCAAUCAUCGGGUGUCCACGAGUUGCUAGAAGAGAGCCACUGCAGUGAAACUGUUGUUUCAGAUCCUCCUUGUGAAACCCUUGUGGGAAAUGAGUUUGGUCUUCGCCUGGAUGAUUUACCACAAUAUCUUAACCCAGACUUUGACAAGCUUGGUGGAGUUGACCAGGAAUUUCCAGAAUUUGAUUACCAUUCCAAUUCCCCAAGAAUAACUUACACGGGGCAUGCAUUUGAUGCUGGAGUUGACUGGGAAUUUUCGUCAGGCCUCAAUCAAUGUGACAGCGUUGAAGACGACUCUGUCACCGAGUUCUUAGAUGCAGUGCUUUGUGAUCCAUAUGAAUGUUCCCCUGAAGUAUCAUAUGUCUGUAGAAGUCUAAAUACUGAGUUUGAGCCACAAGGUCAGAUUUGUGUCAGCACAGAUGAAACCCCCUGGGACUCCCUAUCAGGCAAAAAGAGCAAGAGAGGCAGUGACAAAGAUGAUAAAGCUACUGUCUUAGAUGACAGCAUAGGAUUUUCUGGUGAAAUCUACAAGCUUCCUGUUUGUUCGAGCACCUUGUCACAGAAGAAUAGUUGUAUUGUUCCUACAAGACAGCACAGGAUUUUGGUGUUUCCUAAUCACAAUUUGAGCCAAAAUGUUUCCUUAAUGGACUCUGCAAGUGCCUUGCAUCAAGAAACGGCCAGGAUGAGCAACUGUGACAAGGCUGGAAUCCAGAUCAGCACUCAUAAUAAUUUACAAGAGUUAGAUUGCUUGAUUGAACCACAAAGCCUGCUGAUGAGACGGUUGCGUUUGCAAAAGUUUGUUCGUAAAGGAUCUGUUCCCAGCACUGAUCAAGUAUUAAGCACCAGAAAUGAUGUGAUGAAAUCAGCUGCCAAUGAGGUUCGAGAAAUUUUGAAGCAUCAAUUCAGUGAAGAACAACCUGUUUUUAGUCGUAUUGCCAGUACCACUUCAGAGGGCUUUUCUUCUCAUGGAGAACUUGACUACAUGGUGAUAAUAAACUGAUGGGGUGACAUGUGAUAUUUUGACUCAUCCUAUCAUACUAGGGAAGUAAUUUUACUCAAAUCCAUUAAUCUGAAGAAAGUACAUUGGAGAAUUAAUGCAGCUGAAAUUUUAAAGGAUGAUUUGGCUAGGAAACCCCAUGGUUUCAAGCACUGUUUUGAUGAAUCCUUAACAAACAGAAACAAAAGCUUUUUGUACAUCAACCUCCAAUGAGCAUCUACAAUACCAAUUAUUGGACAAGGAAGUAUCUUUUCAGCUAUUUUUUAGUCUGUUGUCUACAUUCUUGUUCCCAUUUACAGAGACCAUGGCUUGUUUGAGCACAACAGAUGCAACUUCUCACCAUUACUAGAUCCUGUUUCAGCAUUGUCAUUCCAAAUUGGAUCUGUAAAGAAAGAAAAAGCUACCUUCUGCAGCAAAUUUAGGCAUUGUGGAUAUUGCAAGUUUUGAAUUCAUGAAGAAAGUAAUCCAUCCCCCUGUGGAAGUCAGCUCAUCUGUGACUCCUUUUUAGUAGAAACUUUCUUCAGCCUGGAAUUGAUCUGAAGACACUUUUCUGCUUAACUGUUCCACUGUUGCUGAAUAAUCAUGUGUGUCAGCUUCCAGUUUUUUCUUACUAUCAAUAAGUUGCUGCCUCAUAUCAGAAUUUUUGGGGUUUCUUAGAUCCUUAAACAUAGCUUUCAAUUCCCUCGAUUUCUGUAUGACUUUAAACAUUAUAAAUCUAUCAACACAAUUUCUUCAAGCCAGCCACCC